Ectocarpus sp. CCAP 1310/34 is the source of this 1922-nucleotide messenger RNA. Lineage: Eukaryota; Phaeophyceae; Ectocarpales; Ectocarpaceae. The record is from the annotation of a GenBank genome assembly.
UCCAAACACCGCGUGUAUCCGUGAUUUCCUUUGUGCCGUGAGUUUAGGAACGUUUUUGGUACAGGCCGCCCCCACGUGUCUGUUUUUUCGCCGACCGUCUCGAGUUCCUACUAGGUGUUUCGUGUAGAUUCCGUAUGCGUUGUGUACUCAGGCGACCUUCGCCGCCUUUGCCGGGUCAACCUAUGUGGCCGGGUUACACGAAAACCAGCGCAGUUCCAGAAAAAAGCAAGUAAAACGUUGGUUGAUUCCCCUCUUGUGGUUGGAGCCGUUCACUUACACUGCUGUCAUACGCGAUAUAUCAAGCAACUCCCACCGUUGUGCAUUGCUUCGGAGAGCGUCGCUUCGGAGAGAUUCCCAAGUGAACCUAUAUAGAUUUGUUCGCCCAAGGGACAAGGAGUUCGGCGACUAGCUAAGGGUACUGUCGGUGUAUCAAGCAGACACUCGGACUCGCUCAUACAGCGUCACACACUCGCGGUAUUUUUUCACGGAAGCAAUAUCUAAUGGAAAUAAACGCGUUGAUGAAACAUGAUGCAUCCCCAGGUGAAAGUUCUUGUCGGGAUUGUACUCCCAGAGGCCGGGCGAAAAGUUGGUUUGACAUCUCACGGCACGCAGGAGCGUGCCAAUCACGACGCUAGCUCCGCCCAACCAGCUUCACGGCAGUCGCAUGCUGCAGCUACUCGUCCAGCCGUUCCUGACGGUGCUGCCAAGAGUGAUAUUGACGUGGCAGCGUUGAUGGAGCGCAUGGCUUCCAUGCGCAUUCGCACGGAAGCAACGCACGAAGAGCUUAAAGCCGGCCUGGAAGCUGCGAAAGAAGAGAACGCCAGGCUUAAAGACGGUUUGGAGGAGGCAAAUGCAAAAAACGCCAAGCUGGAGUCUGCGUUGCCGAUGUCUACGUUUGACGCCAGCAUGCUGCAUGCCGCCGCGUUUGGUUUCCAGGUGAAAAUCCUGAACAAAAAGGUGAUGAAAACUGGGCCGGACUCGGAUAGCUUGGUGCCCAGCGGGGGGGGGCUGGCUUUGAAGCAGCGGCAAGCUGUCACCGAGACAGUGGAUGACUUUCUCGAGAGGGCUCAAGAGAGAGGUAAAUUCCCACUCUUGUGCACGGGGCUCGAGGUGGCGACCCUUGGGGUUAUUCUGCGCCGGCAAAGCAGUAAUGCCGAAGGAGCGUUUGUUUUUUGUCCAGACGCGACCAAGUGAACAGGAAAAAUAUCUACCAAUUCGUUCGUCUCAGCGUAUGAGCUGCAUCGCGAGCAUGAUGCCAAGCUGGGCCGUUUUCAGAGGGCAGUUGACAGGAUCACCCGCAAAUGUACGUCAGAAUUGUGUUCACGACCACUAGAUAUGCGUGCCUUGUCUAUUGUGAUCGAGAACAAUUACACUCAGCAUUCGCAUGCUUUCAUUUGGGCCUCGCCUCGUGAGCAACUUCGGGCAAAAGUCGUUCCACAGGCUUUCCGCUAUCUCUUACGUGCGGAGGAAAUAUGCUCCGCUGUUGAAGUGGCUUCCAGGCAAGGCAAACGCUCAUUUCAAACUCGGUAUUUUCAAGGUUCAUGUCAUACUAGGCCCCGCCUCUCUCCGUUGCGCAAUUUUCUCACUCACAGGCGUAUCAUCGGCGCGCAAACCGGGCCGCGUGGAAUCAUUUGUCUCUGAUGUUGUUCGAGCGUUUUGUCUCGACCGGAUGUCGUAGUUGGACUUAUUUGGUGAACCAUGGUCACCUUGACCAGUCGAACUGUUUUCGUGUGUUGUUGUGGGUUGUUUGAUGGGUGCUUGGUCAUCCCGGCGAGCUUGGCCUUCACUUGUGUGCCCAAACGCUUGGUGCCGUUUUCGUGUUUUCACGUCGCGAUACCCCACCUGUUCUGGCUUAGUUGCACAACUGAGCCGCUGAACAUUCCCCUUCGCAUUUACGCUUGAGACCCUCGUGCCACUUAAGU